Suillus bovinus is the source of this 486-nucleotide messenger RNA. RefSeq lists its product as uncharacterized. Lineage: Eukaryota; Fungi; Basidiomycota; Agaricomycetes; Boletales; Suillaceae. The annotation marks the transcript as partial. The record is from RefSeq and is a predicted model, not a curated record. The transcript has 3 exons.
UUUCAUUCAGAUGCUGAGAUUGGAUCCAUGCAUCGACAGAUAUUCCUCGACAUGUUCGAAGACUGUCAUCAUCUACGUCCCCUGCGAGGCGCGGCCGAAUUACUGGCUUAUGAUCAAGAUUGGCCCAUGUUGUAUGACAAGGAGACCCUGAAGAAGAAUCAAGUAAAGGUAAACGCUGCAACGUAUGUCGAUUUCGGUCUUGUGCAACAGGCAACAUCUGUCAUCGGCAACGUGGAACAACUUAUCACCAAUCAGAGUUUCCAUGACGGCAUACGCAAGAACAUGGAAAACCUUUUAACGACCUUUUUCGAGCUGUCUAAACGGGGGCGCGAUCAGAACGAGUUUCCCUGAAGCAGCGAGUAGCCUGUGAUGUGGCGUUUUGGGAUCGAGAUAGUAUAGAGAUGAUCUACGCUACAGGAUUGAUGGAAUCUGUGUCAGAAAUCAAUGGAAGUCUUCAAAAUCAGGUCAUGAACGGAAAUGUCAACU